Symbiodinium pilosum is the source of this 596-nucleotide messenger RNA. Lineage: Eukaryota; Dinophyceae; Suessiales; Symbiodiniaceae. The record is from the annotation of a GenBank genome assembly.
GCUUUCGGUAGCCUACGUCUUUCCGAGGAUGGCCAGUAUCGACUUGUGGUAUAUUGUCUACUCCCUCAUAUUAGUCUCCUACAUUCUCCCCAUGAACACCAGCUGGGAGGGAACUGGUCGUGUGGUUCCCGUGAUGUUCGUGCUUUUUCGACUGCCAGCUGUCAUCAUUGUGAACCGACUGUACUUGGUCUUUGUCAGCAACUUGCCCUUUUUGGUUGUCAUGCUGUAUCGAGUCUGGACCUCAGAGCAUGAUGAAAGCUACGGCGGUCGAGUCCUCCCAGUUGGCAUCGAGUGCCUGCAUAUGUUGGUCUUGGUCGUUUUUGCUGCAGCCUUACGGGAUUAUUUGACUGGGAGAGUGGAGCUUGAGAUUCAGAACUGCAACGCAGUCACCCAGCUUAACGCUGCCUCUUCUCUACUCCAGCUAACCUGCGAUGCAGUUGUGGAGUUGGAUGCUGACCUGUGCCUGACAAAGCACUCGCAAGAGCUCGCUGCGAUGCUUCUUCGGGACCCCGGCGCGUCGCUGGAAGGCGUGCGCUUCACGGAUCUGGUACCACCAGCAGAGUCCGCAAGUGCUUUGAAGCAGCUGACACAUUUCC